Molecule: messenger RNA, 201 nt
Organism: Acanthocheilonema viteae
Lineage: Eukaryota; Metazoa; Nematoda; Chromadorea; Rhabditida; Onchocercidae
Source: the annotation of a GenBank genome assembly
AUGCUUAUCCCAGUAAAUAAACAAAUAUUGGCAAUGAACAAACAUGUAGAGACGUUAUUGGCAUCUAUGGCUGAGAAUGCUCGUAGUCAAGCAGAAAUACAGCAAGAUAUACCUACCUAUAGCAAUCAGGACACUCAAAAGUUGGUGAGAGCUGUUGUGAAUGGAGAAGGACUGCGUCCAAGAGUAAUAUCCAAGAUUUAA